UCAAUGUGUAGAAUCAUGGGAUUAAAUGAUGAACUCAAACAAAGUUUAGAUAUAAACCAUCUUUAAAAAGGAGUUUAAUGGGAAAUGUGUUGUUUAGGAAAAGAGCUAUUGAUUAAUAAACUGAUCAUAAUGCAUUGAUUUAUAACUCAGAUCGAUUUGAAUGACUGAAUUAAAAUGAUUUUUGAGAUUUGCUGUGAAUUAGAGCCAUAAAAAAACUGAACUGAAAGUUGAUCCAUAAAACCAGUUUUCUGCUUUCCGUCAGGAUGAAGAUCCUUUUCAGAGAAAGAGGAAGAGGAGGAAGAGCAGCCGCUGCUUUCUGAGAACAGCUGCUGCUGAACAUAUAAACGGAGCCGGCCGGACCGGUCCGGCACCCUUCCAGAACCUCCGGAACCAUGAAGAUCCAGCUGAGCCUCUGCCUCCUGGCUCUCCUCUGCUCCCUGCGGUCCAGCUCUGCAGCUCCAGUCGGUCCGGGCGUGAUACGUGGUGCCUGUUGCCAAGGCAACGGCAACACGCCGAUUCCCAUAGGGAAAGUGAAGGAGAUGAAGAACUCUCCGAUUCACUGCAAAGUCAGAUCUGUCAUAGUCACCACUGAGAGCAACAAGAAGUUCUGCCUGGAUCCCACCUGGAGCUGGACCCAGACACUGAAGAAAGAGUUUGGGAAAGAAAAACGGCUCCGCUGAGAUCUGGAUCUGGGUCGGAACCGAGUCUGCUGGAGCGGGAAGAACCGCUCUGAUGUUUUAACGACACACUGGACGUGUCGCUGAUAGUUCUCCGUUUUUGCU
Molecule: messenger RNA, 782 nt
Organism: Xiphophorus couchianus (Monterrey platyfish)
Lineage: Eukaryota; Metazoa; Chordata; Actinopteri; Cyprinodontiformes; Poeciliidae
Product: eotaxin-like
Exons: 3
Coding region: 393-680 (95 amino acids)
Biological process (GO): immune response
Cellular component (GO): extracellular region
Molecular function (GO): chemokine activity
Source: RefSeq, a predicted model, not a curated record